AUGGAUUAUGUAUUCAGGCCUAAUCUGCCUCCUCUCACAAUGGCGGAACACAUUGGAACGAAGUCCCAUUUCAUCACUUGCAACCCAAGUAUACUGAGAGAAAAGUAUGAAAGACUCUUUUCAAGGCGAAAACCUUUCAUCAACCAUAUCAAAGAUUACGGUUCUGCAAUGAUCGUACUGCCAGCUUUCUCCUACGUCAGUAACACAGAUGUUUCCUUUCGGGUCUUUUACUCUGUAGAAGAAUUCAAGUUGAAAAACAAAGUUGUCUUCUACCAUCCGGAUUACCUCAGCAACAUUUCCAGGUACUGGAGAGCGAUGGGUAUUAAGGCCAGACGUCUAUCUUCAGGGGUCAUGUUAGUCACGGCUGCUAUUGAACUGUGCGACAAAGUGACUCUCUCUAUGGAUUUUGGCCCUUUUCUAGAGACCCAGAAGGGAAUGUUAUCCUUCAUCACUAUUAUGAUAACAGAAUCCCCAAACCCGGCUUUCACGCCAUGCCAGAUGAGUUCUAUAUCUACACAAAGAUGCAUUCAAUGGGAGCACUCUUUCUGCAAGUUGGGAAGUGUUGAAUUUAUGUAUUCAUAUAGAUACUUGAUUACACUUUGA
Molecule: messenger RNA, 603 nt
Organism: Staurois parvus
Lineage: Eukaryota; Metazoa; Chordata; Amphibia; Anura; Ranidae
Source: the annotation of a GenBank genome assembly